AAAUGUAUUAAUUUGGGUUGCUAGAUUUAAUUUAAGGAGCUAUAAGCAGUUUGUGGAGUCCUACAUUAGCCUCAUCAGUUUAUUUUGUCAUUGGAUUAUUCUCUGUAUUGAGAGAUGGCUGAUAAAGAUAAGAUGAGUCUAUGGCUAUGCUUACCAGAGAGCAUUGUAGUCAACAUCUUCUCAUACCUUACCUCGAAUGAACUGCAGAGGGCAGGCUGCUCCUGUCGGACUUGGCUUAGGAUUAGCCAUGAUGAGCUUCUUUGGAAGAAUUUGCUGUACAGAGAAUGGAAAAUCAAUAGAGCGAUCCCUCUUCCACCUGGCCAUUCUUCAUAUUACCGGGAAUUCCGGAGACUACAGUAUCGAGUUCCUACAGCAUGCUUACAGGAACUGACUGAUCAUAAUGACCAGGUUCUACAUGUCAGCUUCUCACACAAUGGAAAACUAUUUGCAUCUUGCUCUAAAGAUGGAACCAUUAAGGUUUGGAAGAGCGGUCCACCAGCAAGUCUCAAGUAUUCACAGAAUAUGAAGGAACAGUUUAGAUGGCAAUUCACUCAGUUCUCUCAGUUUAACAGUAGCGAUUCUCUGUUGCUGGUAUCAGGGGUACACUUUGGCCCAAAUAGUACAUCAGGGGAGAUUGCCGUCUUCAACCUCAAAGAAGACUUUGCACUUCAAGCAAGAGUACAGAAUAAACCAUAUGAUAUCUUUGGAUGCUGGUUAAACAAUGCCUAUCUAUUAUCCGGCAACCUCCAUUAUCUAGGACAGCUUUCAUCUUGUUCUGCUCUCUGGCUCAACAGAGCUACUCAAGAGGCUGAUUCAGAGCAGGAAUCUGUGGUGAUGAGGUUGUUCAAGUUCCUGAACAUGAAUGCCAGCACUGUUAGGGGUAUCACUGUAGCUAACUGCAGAAACCUUGGCAAGGGAAAGGAAGUACUGUUAAAACAAUUACAAGUAGAAAGCAGCAGAGAAGUGAAGAAAGAAGGAGAGACUGAGCAGAUGAGUGAGGAGCAGAGUACAGCAAGCAGGAUAGUAAGCUCCAGUGAAAGUGAACCAGAUAUUAAAGUGAGUAGUGCAUGUGAAAGUGAUACUGAGCUGACAGCCAGUGAACCUGAUUCUGAACAGAGAAGACUUCACCAUCAAGACAAAGAUGAUCAAAAAACAAGAUCAGAGUAUGAUACAGAGGAUAUAGCAGCUGACAGUAAAUCUCAAGUUGAUAUGCUAGAUGAUACAUUACAAUCUGAGAUGGAAGUUAGGGAAUCUACCUGUGGCAAGUUAAACAAAAUAUCUAAACAAAGCUCUAAGUCAAUCAAACACAAAUCUGUGGCUGACAUGUACUCCAGAAAUCAUCCAUUAAAACGAGAAGCAAGUGAUUCAUCAGUGACCCCACCUGGCUCAUUUCGUAAGAGUUUACGCAAAGAUGGUGAGAGACGUAAUGCUGCUAAGACAAAGUGUGAUCCCAAUGUAGCUGAUCAAUCAAGCGAUACAGAGACCAGUCACAGCAGAUUGUGGUUUAGGGUUCGCAACGCAGAAGUGAGACGUGGUCGGCAGAACGUUGAUGAGGACUUGAUGAAGAUAUUGAUAUAUGGGGUAGAACCAGCGUGUCCAGAAGAGGUUCAGAGGGUUCCUAGACAUUCUCCGGGAAGAAUCAUCGGUGGUCCUUCUACAAGUCAUUGUGACCAGCACAGUUUAAGAACAGAAGAAGUCCUAUCUGGGGUCGGUUCACGAUGUAGCUCUACAGACACUGUCCUAUCUAGUACAGAUACUGACUAUACCUCAUUAACAUUUGCAGGAGAAAGUGGAAGUGGAAGUGACAUCGUACGAGCCUGGGGUAAAAAGUUUACUUUUGGCAGCACAGAGAGUUUAGAUGAAGAAUCUCUCGUUAAAUUAGCAUCAGAAUCAAAACCAGGCCAAACAACAACCAAAAGGCCUGUGGCAUCAAAUGGAGAACAGGAGAAGGAAUUUAGUAAUAACUUAUCCAGCAGUAGCCAAUCAGACUCACAGGAGGUUAUUCAGAGAUCUAAAAUCAGGCGACGAAGGACAUUGCCAAAAGAAGACAGCCAGCAUAAGCAUCUGAUCUUCAUGAGAGGGGCUGUAGCCUACACACCUCACCAGAUAUGUAUCAAACACAUUAACUCAAGUAUGAUGGACACAGUCAAAGGACCAUUAGGUGUUAGUAAACAACUUGAUGAUGCAAGAUCAGGAGAAGUGCCCUUAGCUGCAGGACUAGCUGCAGUAGAUGAACCCAAUCACCCAAAUCCAAGACCUCAGCUAGACUUUGACAAGGUGGACCAUGUCAUAGACCUGCAUGGACAGAUCCUAGGACUCGCUUUAUCUCCAGAUCAUAGGUUUCUGUGCGUGAAUUGCCGUUCCUGGCCCAAGGACUAUCAUGUAGCAGAUGCCUUAGCCCCACCCCCCAUCGCACAGGAAAUAGAAGUGCGCAUGUAUGACCUUUACACCUUGAUGGAGGUCAAACGGUUCAGAGGUCAUAGGGCGUUUUCUCCCAAUGAUGAAUGUAACAUUAUCUUCCUGAGUGUCAGUGACCUGUAUGUUGCUAGUGGAGCUGAAGAUAGACAAGGCUACAUCUGGGACCGGCAUUAUGGUAUUCUCCUAGCUCGUCUACCUCAUACAGACAUGGUCAACUGUGUUUCAUUCAAUCCACUGGAUCCAGAGAUGCUCAUAUCAGCCAGUGAUGAUCAUACACUCAAGAUAUGGUAUUCUAAAAACAGGGUAGAGCAGAUGACCUCUUAAGCUCUUUGACAUACAGUGACCUUUACACAUAUGUACUACAUUCAGUAUAUCUUUGAUAUGAGAUUUAAAUGGGUAGCAUUAUAACUAAUCUUCAUCAAAGUGAGUGUAAUCAGUCAAGUGCAAAGUGCAAAGUCUCUCAAUGAAAUGGUACCCCAUUAGUCUCUACUAGAUUGAGCCGUUUCAAUUUAUAAACCGAGCCCCGACUGUAACCUUCGAGGCCCAAAUCCAUUUUCUCUCAACCGGUGAACCCAUACAUGUGGGGCAGUGGUACAUGUACAGAUUUUGCUGUGACUUUGUACACAACAACAAUUUCACUGUCAUGGGUCAAAAAGGGGUUAGAAUUUAGAUUUCAUUUUGAUUUGAUUUCAUGCCACAGUUCAUUCCUGUAAUAAAAGAUAUUGGUAUUCCUUUAUUUACGAUUCUAUUCAUCUAUUAAUGAAUUCCUGAUUUGUAAUAUCUACUUUUCUUUCAGAACAGUGAAUUUCUCUGAGUGUUAUUUCUGCUCAAACAUGUAUGGUCAUGAUCACAUGUGAUCAUACAUGUUUGAGAAGGAAAACACUCUGGGAAUUUCUCUUUUUUAGAAAUUAAACAGACUUUUAAAAACAGGAAUCCAACAAUUGAUAGAAAGUCUUAAAUGAAAUAGUGCAAUUAUCUUAUAUUACAGAAUGGAUUGUUGUCAAGAAAGUUUACAAAGUGUAAAAAGUCUAAUUCUAGCUCCCUUUUUGACCUGCACAAGCAAAGUGUUGUAUAUGUACAAAAUCAAUACAAAAUAUAUACUUGCUGCUUAUAAGUAUCAGCUUGCAUGGUGAUGUAGAUAUACAGUAAGCUUGC
Molecule: messenger RNA, 3573 nt
Organism: Strongylocentrotus purpuratus (purple sea urchin)
Lineage: Eukaryota; Metazoa; Echinodermata; Echinoidea; Camarodonta; Strongylocentrotidae
Gene: fbxw5
Product: F-box/WD repeat-containing protein 5
Exons: 7
Coding region: 115-2742 (875 amino acids)
Biological process (GO): protein ubiquitination
Cellular component (GO): Cul4-RING E3 ubiquitin ligase complex; SCF ubiquitin ligase complex
Molecular function (GO): protein binding
Source: RefSeq, a predicted model, not a curated record